This is a messenger RNA of Pelmatolapia mariae (spotted tilapia), 1851 nucleotides long. RefSeq names its product gastrula zinc finger protein XlCGF8.2DB-like. Gene Ontology annotation, cellular component: nucleus. The transcript has 3 exons. Lineage: Eukaryota; Metazoa; Chordata; Actinopteri; Cichliformes; Cichlidae. Gene Ontology annotation, biological process: regulation of transcription by RNA polymerase II; embryo development. The coding region runs from base 1 to 1065 and encodes 354 amino acids. Gene Ontology annotation, molecular function: DNA-binding transcription factor activity, RNA polymerase II-specific; RNA polymerase II transcription regulatory region sequence-specific DNA binding. The record is from RefSeq and is a predicted model, not a curated record.
AUGUCAUUCGGGCUGGAGAAGUGUAGUCGGAUGGUAACAAAGAGAGGGAAGGUAGUCAGAACAGAGGGGAUCAAACUACCGAAAGGCAACAUUGCAGACAUAGAGGACAGUUACAAGUACCUGGGGAUCCCGCAGGACCAACGUGGACUGAGAAGUCAGCGCUCUCAGGAGGCCGAGAAACCUCACAGAAGAAAGGGAGAGAAAAAAUACAGCUGUGACGAGGUUGGGAAAGAUUUUACCGUAAAAGCUUCCCUAAAAAUGCAUCAGGUCAUCCACACUGGAGAGAGACCAUUCAGCUGUGGAGACUGUGGAAAGUCUUUUACGCAGUCUGGAAACUUAAAAUUGCACCAACUCAUCCACACUGGAGAGAGACCGUUCAGCUGUGGAGACUGUGGAAAGUCUUUUACGCAGUCUGGACACUUAAAAACACACCAACUCAUCCACACUGGAGAGAGACCGUUCAGCUGUGGAGACUGUGGAAAGUCUUUUACCAAGUCUGGACACUUAAAAAGACACCAACUCAUCCACACUGGAGAGAGACAAUUCAGCUGUGACGAGUGUGGAAAGUCUUUCAUGCAGUCUGGACACUUAAAAACACACCAACUCAUCCACACUGGAGAGAGACCAUUCAGCUGUGACGAGUGUGGAAAGUCUUUUACCAGGUCUGGAAACUUAAAAACACACCAACUCAUCCACAGUGGAGUUAAAGCGUACAGCUGUGAUCAGUGUGGCAGAGUUUUUACUCACAGUAACAGCUUACAGAGUCAUCUAGUUACCCACUCUGGAAUUAAGGCAUACAGCUGUGACAUUUGUGGGAAAACUUUCAGCCGGAUAGGCAGCCGAAAUACACACCUACGCAUUCACACCGGACAUGAUGUGUACUGCUGUGAUCAGUGUGGCAAACAGUUUGCUAUAAACAGAGAGUUACAAUGUCACAUGUUUACCCACUCUGAGGAACGACCUUAUAAAUGUGACCUGUGUGAGAAGACUUUUAAAUCUCCAUAUUACCUGAAAGCACACCAAAAGAUCCACACCAGAAAAACUCUACAAGUGCAGUUACUGUGAGAAGCAGAGCGACACAGAUGGAUCCAGUUCUCAGCCCUGUCAUCACUGUGGGAAAGACUUUUUUUGUGACCUUUGUGGAAAAACUUUCAGUCAUCGAAGGACUCUGAAAAUACAUCAACGUAGACACACUGGAGACAAAAUGAACUACGGCAAAGAAUGUGGGAAAGGCUUCACCACUUCAAAGGACUUCAAACAACAUGAACUUAUUCACAGUGGGGUUAAAAAGCACGUCUACGAUCAGUGUGGGUCAUCCUUCACCACUUCACAAACGAUUCCAUGUUACAAAUAACCUGUUACGUCUCGAUUCCUGCUUUUAAGUAAAUCUAGUAAGCAGUACAUUUGCAUAACGACUGAAACCAGCCCAAUGAAUGAACAAUGGGCUGUGAGGUCAAUUUCUUGAUCAUUAAUAUGCAAAUUCUUAUGACCAUUGAUCAACAACCACUGGUCAAUGGCCAUGAGUACCAUUCACAGAGUAAAGAUUUGCAUAAUGAUUAGGAAGGAACUGUUUUACUGUUACCAAUGUUCAAAAACAUUUACUAAAUUAUCUCCUCUGUGCAAACAUCAGCCUAAUCAUCCAGGACUGAAAUCAUUGCCAUCUCUGGAUCACAGUGAAUCUGCAGAGACUGAAAGAUCCUCUUCUGGUUUCAGGCUCCACAGAGUUCAGGUGGAGUCUCCUGCAAAGAUCUGAUGAGGCAGCUAUGAAUGAAAAUGUGCCUCGUUACAUUUUAAGCUUUCUAAACUGUUCUACUGUAGUCUUUGUGUUGAGUGGUUUGCUUUGUUCCAGCA